Melanotaenia boesemani (Boeseman's rainbowfish) is the source of this 2470-nucleotide messenger RNA. RefSeq names its product ubiquitin-conjugating enzyme E2 G1-like. Gene Ontology annotation, biological process: proteasome-mediated ubiquitin-dependent protein catabolic process; protein polyubiquitination. Gene Ontology annotation, molecular function: ubiquitin conjugating enzyme activity. The record is from RefSeq and is a predicted model, not a curated record. NCBI's taxonomy places the organism in Eukaryota, Metazoa, Chordata, Actinopteri, Atheriniformes, Melanotaeniidae. Bases 142 to 651 code for a protein of 169 amino acids. The transcript is spliced from 6 exons.
GCUGUACCUUCGUGUCAAAACACAGAAGGAAGCCAGCAGAAGGCACCAUAGGACCUCAUUUCUGUUCCACCUUUAGCGCUGUUUUUCAGAAAGUGUUUGUCUUCACAGACUGUUUUCCCUCUUCAGUUACGUCCGCGUACCAUGACCGAACAAUCAGCAUUACUUCUUCGAAAACAACUGGCAGAGCUCAACAAGAACCCUGUGGAGGGCUUUUCAGCUGGUCUAAUAGAUGAUGAUGACAUAUACAAGUGGGAAGUUGUGAUUAUUGGUCCUCAAGAUACUCUUUUUGAAGGAGGGUUUUUCAAAGCGUACCUAACGUUUCCCUAUGAUUAUCCACUACGACCUCCAAAGAUGAAGUUCAUCACUGAGAUCUGGCAUCCCAAUGUUGCAAAAAAUGGGGAUGUUUGCAUCUCAAUUCUGCACGAGCCAGGAGAGGAUAAGUUUGGUUAUGAGAAACCUGAGGAACGCUGGCUUCCGAUCCACACUGUAGAGACGAUAAUGAUAAGUGUUAUCUCCAUGCUGGCAGACCCCAACAGUGAUUCACCAGCAAAUGUGGACGCUGCAAAAGAGUGGAGGGAGGACCCAAACGGUGAAUUCAAGAGGAAGGUGGCUCGGUGUGUAAGAAAAAGUCAAGAGAUGGCAUUCGAUUAGGAAUCUGCUGUAAAUUCCAGGUUUGGGGAAAUGCCUUCAGAGACAAAACUUCAGCAAAAGGCUUUUGCACCCUUUGUUUUGCCAGUCAAAGGAAUUGGUUGGCCUCAGCCAUGUUUCUGUGAACGGUCUGCCAGAUGAGCCAAUUUGAGAACCCUACCAGCAAAAUUAACCUGUUUCCUACCUGGAAUUGUAUAUUUAAUUUUAUUUAUUUUGAGAAAUUAAUGAUGUAAGAUAUGUCACUACUGUAAAUUAACUUGCUUUUUUAUCUGCUGCUGAACAGUUUCUACUUUAUACCAGGUUUCUUAUGCAAUUUAGUGGUCAAGAUUGUGUAAAACAAAAGCCUGUUCUCAUACUUGUCCUCCCUGCUGCAUACUAAUCCCAUUAUUGUUACCCCAAAAUCUGUCAAUAAGUCUGUUGUUUGUUUGUUUUUUCCCUUCUCCCAACAGUCAUUGAAUCACUGUUGCCUUUUGUUGGCUUCACCUCCUCACAGUUUGCUUAUUGUUUAAAUGAACAAGGUGAGAUCUUUUAGAGCAACUUAGAGUUUUCAUGUUUUUUUGUUUUUUUUUUCCUGAGAGACAGCCUUCUGGUUGCAUUUCCUUCUGAUGCCAGUGUGCGUCUCAGGUGUUUAAAGCCAUGACUUUCUAACAAAUCUGCACGAUUCCCUCUUUUCUGUGGAUUUAAUUGGAACAUAGUUACUCUGAUGUUUUGACUCCCACAGGCGUUAGUAAUGGUAUCAGAAGUUUGUACCAACAAGGUCUCAAUUAGCAAUUGGUAAGAUAAAUUUCUUACAUCCCCGGUCAUUCCCUUUGACAUCUAGCCCUUCUGGCCUGACAAGGUAGUCUGUGAAUAAUCAGUUAGCGUAUGUUAUCAUUAAUCAUGGCCAAUUAAAUCUUUUCUCUGACACCCCCCACCCCACCACACACAGAGUUCAGCUUGGCACCUGAGCUUACCUCAAUUUGAAUGGAUAACAACUUUGACCAGGUUAAUGGUUGAGUUAUUAAUCUGUUGGGGGUGUUAUGAGCUCUGUAAUAAUUAGGCUAGUGCUACUUUUGGCUUUUUAUCAGUGUGUGUGUGUGUGGGUAAAAAACAUUCACUUGUGGGUUUGGACUCUUGAGGGUAGAUUUAUGAAUGAUGCUAUUCUAUCCACAUCUUGAGUUCUGAUUGGUGCAUCCUUGGAUAAUAUAUAUGGUUUUUAUUAAAUCAUAUAAUCUCCUUUUGAGAUCCUUGAUGGAGACUUGAAGUGAGCUAACCACCUAGUAAAGUAAAGUACGUUUUGGGAAAUAAAAACUCUGGGUGGAGUUUGGGAGCUACUGGCCUGUUUUCACUUUAAUUGAUGGUGUUGCUAACUGUUAAGCCAUGAUUACAUCUAUUUAGAAUUUUACAAUUAUGUUCUACACGGUCAAAUCUGUGUUGGACACUGAAAAUAGCUUAUCAUCUUUUGGCGCAUGCAAUCAGGUUUAAGGAGUAAGGUAUGUUUAAAUAGAAAACCAUUGUUAGUAUAUUCUGGGUGAAUGUGACGUGUACAGUUAGUAGAUUUGUGUAGACUUGAUCACAUAAACUGCUGUUGACAUGAUCUUUUUAAGUCAGAAUUUCUUACCUACCAUGACCUCCUCUGACCGGUGUUCACUGUAUUUGCACAGAUUUGGUGCGUUUGAAAUGUCAUUAAGCAAUACGCUCUGAAAAUGGUGUGUCCAGGUAAUCCAACACAACGCCAUUAUUUGUAGGUUUUCCUUUUUUUUUUCUUUCUUUUUUGUUUUGUUUAAUUUUGUGUCAAUGCAAUGUAUAUUGGACAUGAUGCUCAAUAAAGCGUGUAAACAGA